AUGAUAUAUAUUUUUUUUAGGUUUCCUCGGCCUGGUCAUGAAAAAAGAGAACGAUGGAUUAAAUUUGUCCAAAAAAAUCGGAACGAAGAGACAUGGCUACCAAGCGAACAUACAGUCAUAUGUUCAGAACAUUUUAAAAAUGAAGAUAAAUACAUUACCAAGACUGGUAGACAAUAUCUCAAGAAAUGUGCAGUACCAUACGACGAUAAUUAUUCAACAUUAGGUACUUCGAAAUUGGUGGAACCAAUAUCUGAACCAGUGAGUGAUUCGGAAUCAAUCUUUAAUAGUCCUAGAAAAAUAGUACUAAAAAAUAAAUUAUCAAAAGAAAUUACAGCUAAAAAAGUACCUUCAGAGAAAUUUAAGAAGAUAAAGCGUCAAAACAGAUAUUUAAAAAAAAAAUGUAUGUCUUACAAACUGA
Diatraea saccharalis (sugarcane borer) is the source of this 418-nucleotide messenger RNA. NCBI's taxonomy places the organism in Eukaryota, Metazoa, Arthropoda, Insecta, Lepidoptera, Crambidae. The record is from the annotation of a GenBank genome assembly.